Messenger RNA from Dothidotthia symphoricarpi CBS 119687, 2320 nucleotides. Its product is annotated as long-chain fatty alcohol dehydrogenase. The record is from RefSeq and is a predicted model, not a curated record. NCBI's taxonomy places the organism in Eukaryota, Fungi, Ascomycota, Dothideomycetes, Pleosporales, Dothidotthiaceae. The transcript has 2 exons. The coding region runs from base 23 to 2275 and encodes 750 amino acids. Gene Ontology annotation, molecular function: flavin adenine dinucleotide binding; long-chain-alcohol oxidase activity.
GGCACGUCGCUACGGCAUCAACAUGACCGAGUCCCUUCCUGCCGAGUCCCUUUCCACCGCGCCCGUCUCGCCAAAAGCCGCGCCACUCCCGCCUCUACCUGCAUCAGACCCCUUCACGCCGGCGCAAUGGAAGACACUACUCGCUAUCGCAGAUGCAUGCGUUCCCGCCAUCAAGCCCAUAUCCCAGGCCAACACACAGACAGAGCUGGCUGUCUCGGAUCAAGAGUACGCGGCUGCCGUGGCCAAGUUAAAGGCGCUCACUCCUCAAGAUGAUCCUGAUGCGGGGAACAAUGCGAAAGAGUACUUAGCAGUUUCGGCGACGUCAAACCCGGCAUUCAAGGAGGAGCUGCACAGGAUCUUCGCGUUGUAUAUGCCUCAUGACACAAAGACAAAGAUUGGUAUGGUGCUGAAUAUACUGAAUACCCGCGCUGGCUCAUACGCGCUCACCGGCUAUGUAACGCCCAUCAGCGAACAACCAGCACACAUAUGCGAGUCCAUCCUCCGCAGUUGGGCCACUUCACGUCUGGGACCCCUUCGCCAACUGCACGGCCAACUUACCAUCCUCACCAAGCAAACCUUCGUCAAGCUCACGCCGUCUCUGCGCCGCAUACUCGGCUUCCCACGCGUGUCGAUUGGUAUGAGGACCGGGAAGGGCUACGAUUACGAGUUCAUCCAGAUUCCGCCAGGCGAGGAGGCCGAAAUCAUCGAGACAGAUGUCGUCAUCAUCGGCAGCGGCUGUGGCGGUGGUGUAUGUGCGAAGAACCUUGCAGAGGCUGGGCAGCGGGUGCUCGUAGUGGAGAAGGCGUACCACUACACUCCAGAUCAUUUCCCUAUGUCAGAGGCUACUGGAAUGCACCAUCUAUUCAUGAAUGGAGCGUUGAUGAGCGCGGACGACGGCUCGAUCAGCGUUAUAGCCGGACAGGCAUUUGGCGGAGGAGGUGUAAUCAACUGGAGCGCUUCACUGUUGACUCAGGGCUACGUACGUCGCGAAUGGGCGGCGCGAGGGCUGCCGUUCUUUACGUCUGCCGCGUUCCAGGACUCACUCGACCGUGUGUGCGGCCGUAUGGGCGUCUCGGCCGACCACAUCAAGCAGAACCGCACCAAUGAGAUACUGAUGGAGGGCGCGCGCAAACUCGGAUACUCGCACAAGGUCGUCCCCCAGAACACGGGCGGAAGCCAACACCACUGCGGCCACUGCUCGUUUGGCUGCGGCUCGUGCGAAAAGCAAGGCCCAUCCGUCUCCUAUCUCCCCGAUGCGGCGCGAGCAGGCGCAAAGUUUCUCGAAGGUUUCCAUGCGGAGAAAAUUGUGUUCUCGAACCAGGGCGGCAAGCAAGUCGCUACCGGCGUCAGAGGGACGUGGGUGGCGCGCGACACCAACGGUGGGGUUGCAGGCGAGCCGCUUGCAACCCGGAAGCUCAUCAUAAGAGCAAAACGCGUCAUCGUGUCCGCGGGCACAAUGCAGAGCCCCCUGCUUCUCUUGCGGUCCGGGUUGAACAAUGCGCAGAUCGGGCGAAAUCUCCAUUUGCACCCAGUCAUGUUCCUUGGUGCGAUCCACGAGGAGGAAGUCAAGCCCUGGGAAGGCGCAAUCCUGACGUCUGUCGUCGGCGAGUACGAAAAUCUCGAUGGCGCCGGCCACGGCGUGAAGCUUGAAGCAACAAACAUGAUUCCAUCGUCGUGGCUCGUGUGGCUCAACUGGUUGGGGGGUCUGCAGUAUAAACUCGAGGCUGCGAGACUAAAACACAUGGUAGGCUACAUUUCCAUUUGUCGCGACCGCGACACAGGACGCGUUUAUCCCGACCCCGUGGAUGGGCGUGCGCGGGUGCAGUACUCGGUGUCCAAGUUCGAUAAGAAGCAUAUCGUCGAAGGCCUUGUGGCACUCGCGCAGAUCCAGUACGUACACAACGCGUCGGAGAUCUUCACUGUGGUGCCCGGUAUGCCUCCUUUUAUCCGUGACCCUGCCAGUCCAGCUGGAGACGGUAUCAACGACGCGCGGUUCCAGGCUUGGCUUGAAGAGAUCAGGACGAGAGGCUUUCCGGCGCCGGAGAGUAUGUUUCUGUCUGCGCACCAGAUGGGGACGUGUCGGAUGAGUGCACUAGCACGGGAUGGUGUCGUUGACCCCAAAGGACGCGUUUGGGGUGUGGAGGGCUUGUUUGUUGCAGAUGCCAGUGUAUUCCCAAGUGCAAGUGGUGUCAAUCCUAUGGUCACGAAUAUGGCGAUUGCAGACUACAUUUCGAGAGGUAUCGCGAAAGGUUUGGAGGGGAGUGCCAGGCUCUAGUCUUGGUAUGCAGACACAUAUACUUGAUAAUCGGACAUGGCUGCU